This is a messenger RNA of Cottoperca gobio, 2020 nucleotides long. RefSeq names its product ribonucleotide reductase M2 b (gene rrm2b). Bases 141 to 1205 code for a protein of 354 amino acids. The record is from RefSeq and is a predicted model, not a curated record. Gene Ontology annotation, molecular function: ribonucleoside-diphosphate reductase activity, thioredoxin disulfide as acceptor. Gene Ontology annotation, biological process: deoxyribonucleotide biosynthetic process. Gene Ontology annotation, cellular component: cytosol. The transcript is spliced from 9 exons. Lineage: Eukaryota; Metazoa; Chordata; Actinopteri; Perciformes; Bovichtidae.
CUACACCCCUCCGUGGGUGUCAGUUUAAAGGGUUUAACCAACAAAGCUGCAUCCACACAAGGUUACUCAUGGGACGGAGGAAUAGAAGUUAAAUUCAGGACUGAAUGACACCGACGGUGAAAUAAUUGUCUUCUCAGGAAAUGGAUCUAAUGAAUAUAAGUCGACAACCUGAGCGUGUUAAAGAAUCGAAUGGCUUCAGAGAUAAAGACCAAGACUGUCAAAAUGGUUCAGAGAAAGAGGAUGAACCUUUGCUCCGAGACAACCCCAGACGGUUUGUCGUCUUCCCCAUCCAGUACCCCGACAUCUGGAAGAUGUACAAGCAGGCACAGGCCUCUUUCUGGACCGUGGAGGAGGUUGAUCUAACCAAAGACUUGUCACACUGGGACCGUUUGAAACCUGAGGAGAAACACUUCAUCUCCCAUAUCUUAGCCUUCUUUGCUGCAAGUGAUGGUAUCGUCAAUGAGAACCUGGUGCAGAGGUUCUGCCAGGAAGUGCAGGUCCCUGAAGCACGCUCCUUCUACAGCUUCCAGAUCCUUAUAGAGACUGUUCAUUCAGAGAUGUACAGCAUGCUCAUCAACACUUACAUCAGGGACCUGAAGGAGAGGGACCACUUAUUUAAUGCAGUUCAGACGAUGCCCUGUGUGAGACGAAAAGCAGACUGGGCCCUCCACUGGAUAAAUGACAGCAAAUCCACAUUUGCGGAGCGAAUUGUGGCUUUUGCAGCAGUAGAGGGCAUCUUCUUCUCUGGCUCAUUCGCUGCCAUCUAUUGGCUCAAGAAGAGAGGACUAAUGCCUGGCCUUACCUACUCCAAUGAGUUGAUUAGCAGGGAUGAGGGUCUGCACUGUAACUUUGCCUGCCUGCUGUACAGCUACCUGGUGAAGAAGCCAUCGGAGGACCGGGUGAAGGACAUCAUUACCAAAGCCGUUAGCAUUGAGCAGGAGUUUUUGACAGAGGCCUUGCCAGUGGAUCUCAUUGGAAUUAACUGUUGUCUGAUGAGGCAGUACAUUGAGUUUGUGGCCGACCGGCUUCUUGCUGACCUUGGACUGGCCAAGGUAUACCAAGCUGAAAAUCCAUUUGACUUCAUGGAGUCAAUUUCACUAGAGGGGAAAACCAACUUCUUUGAGAAACGAGUAGGGGAGUAUCAGAGAUUUGGAGUUAUGUCAAGCAUGACGGACAGUGAAUUCACUCUGGAUGCAGACUUCUGAAAUGGAGAUGGCAUUGUGUUACAUAUUUGUUACAUUUGACCUAUUUUUUUUUUUUUUCAAGCUGUUAUUGACAAAAAAAAACAGCCUAAAGUAUUGUUACAAUACUAUAACAGUAUUACAAUGGACAAAUGAAUGCUUAAAAGAUUUAAUCUACAUUCUUCCAGUAUACAUGUGCAACUAUUUGGCAAUAGCGAUUUGGGCUUGAGAAUUACACCUGGAGUUUAAUUAGCAGCCAAUAUAAUUUGCUAAGUGAAAUAGGGUGAACAAAUAUAUCCUUCAAGCCCUGCUCAUGGCUAUUUUCUUUGUUGUACCUCGACAUACUACAGGUACAGAGUAUGACUUGAGUUUUGGUUAACUCAACUUUAUUUAUUUAUAUAGUGCCAUACAAACAAGCAGCCACAUAGAAAGAGAACAAAACAAAUUCAAUUUUGGAAGACUAAAAAUAACAACAUUAAAAUGUUAAAAAAUAAAAAAAUAAAAGUGAAUAGAAUUAAAUUAUAUUUUAUGUUAAAAAAAACAUUAAACACUAAGGCUAUAAUUUUACUCUAAAUUAAAAGGCAGAUUAAAAAAAGGUAUUUUAUUUCCUUUUAAAAAUACAGAGUUUGACAUGUAUAUCCAGAGGCAGGGAGUUCCACAGUUAAACAUAAAUAUGUGAGGAAGGUGAUAGGAGUGAUUUUUCUGUACUUUAUUGGACAUCUGAAGAUGGUAUCUGCAUUACAUUUUAUUGAGACUGCAGUUCUCGCAACUGGCUUUUGUGGUUGAAUGUUUCAACAUUGUCAUUUUUACUGUACAAUAAAAGUUUUUUUGUAAAAAUG